CUGUCACUUAUCGGACUAAACUGAACGAUAAAAGGGUCGUUUGAAGUUAAAAGUGUUAAAGGAGUUAAAGGAGCUUGGCAGACCGAACGCAAUGUAACUAUACUCUGUUUUUAAAAGUCAAAAUCAUCGUGACAAAGUAUAUUUCAUUUUUAUUACUGGUAAAUUAAAUCCUUUCGAAGAAACGAUCAUGGGAAAAUUUUUAGCGGUUUUGUUAGCCUACAUACUUAUUUGUAAUGAUUACCAAAUUUUCAGAAAUCCCACGGAACUUUCAAAAGGACCCAUGAUUUCUAUAUACAUUUUUCUCACAGCAGUGUUUCUUCUACUUUACGAUUUAAGAUUGUAUCCUAAACACCUGCGGAAGUUGGAUCGAAUGAGUCAAAAUAUAUUUGAAUUUUUUAUUGCAAUGUUUGCAAUGGAAAUUAUACUACUGGAUUUUUGGUACCCAUUGGGAAAUGGAGCAAAAGCAAUGUGCUUGCAAGCAGCACAGAAACUUGAAGAAACCUCUUAUGACUACAGUUACAUUGUUAAAUCACUGAAGAAUCCAUCAACACAUAAUGCUGUUAUCUGUUCUCUCAGCGUAUUCUUUUUGAUGGCUGUUCUUCAUGCAAUACGAGCAGUCGAUUUUAGAGCUCUUGAGGAAGGACCUGGUUGCUUUUGUGGUGACAUCAAAUAUAGAAGUAAAAGAUUUUUAUGUAGGAGAUUGAGAGCACUAGGAUUUAGAAAAAAGCGGGUUAAAAUCAAAGAGUGUGAAGAAAUAAGAUCUAAACGUAAACAUACAGAUACAUUUGAAAAUAAUGAUAAUAACGAUGAAAAAACAAUUGGAUCUGAUAUAGAUUUAGACGAUCUAAGUAAAUAUGAUGAUUUAACAUUGGAUUGUGAUGGAAGCAUAGAUGGUGAUUCCUUAAAAUUUGGCGAUUUUGAGAUACCCGACGAUACCGAUUUGUUACUUUCUGAUGAUUAAAUUAAUUUUUGUCAUGUUUACAGUCACUUAUAAAUAAUACUGUGUUUUAACGUUAUAUGCUAUGAAUAUUUUUAAAAUUUCUAUUAAAUUUAUAUCC
Messenger RNA from Psylliodes chrysocephalus, 1058 nucleotides. The record is from the annotation of a GenBank genome assembly. NCBI's taxonomy places the organism in Eukaryota, Metazoa, Arthropoda, Insecta, Coleoptera, Chrysomelidae.